AUGGUUUUUGAGGGUCUUGCGGCUAAGAGAAAAACCUUGUAUUUUUACUCGUACAAAGUGGAAUUCGAUAGCACCUAUAUCGAGGAGCAUCGCCUCAAUCUGCGCAACACCUCUGUGGAUGUUAUUUUGAAUGUUGCCCAAGAUUAUCCAUUUGAUCCAUGGAUUGUGACAGCACUCUUUGUCAAGGAGCGUAAAAGCGCCAAUUUUCGUAAACUCAUCAAUUAUGAUGUGAAUGUUUGCAAUAUUUUGGGCAAGGAGGAUGCAAAUUUAAUAACUGUGUGGGUCCAGAAUUUCUUGAAAUUUGGCAGCUUACCCAAAAGUUGUCCCAUUAGAAAGGGCAAUUAUUCAUGGUAUAAAUUACGACCGGAAAAAGUUAACAUACCCGAUGUUUUCCCCUCAGCCGAGUAUAAAAUUCAGGUUGAUACAUAUUUUCGAAAUGGCAAGCGGCGACAAUCUAUAGAUAAUUUAACCAUUAUUUGUGAGCUAAAAUAA
Molecule: messenger RNA, 492 nt
Organism: Musca domestica (house fly)
Lineage: Eukaryota; Metazoa; Arthropoda; Insecta; Diptera; Muscidae
Exons: 3
Coding region: 1-492 (163 amino acids)
Source: RefSeq, a predicted model, not a curated record